Messenger RNA from Cyanidioschyzon merolae strain 10D, 1986 nucleotides. RefSeq names its product heat shock protein Hsp70, cytosolic. The transcript has a single exon. The record is from RefSeq and is a predicted model, not a curated record. NCBI's taxonomy places the organism in Eukaryota, Rhodophyta, Bangiophyceae, Cyanidiales, Cyanidiaceae. Gene Ontology annotation, cellular component: cytoplasm. Gene Ontology annotation, biological process: protein refolding; cellular response to unfolded protein. Gene Ontology annotation, molecular function: ATP hydrolysis activity; ATP-dependent protein folding chaperone; misfolded protein binding. The coding region runs from base 1 to 1986 and encodes 661 amino acids.
AUGUCAAAGGCAAAGGCGAUCGGAAUUGACCUUGGCACGACCUACUCGUGCGUUGCCGUUAUGGAAGGCAACAAGGUUGAGAUUAUUGCGAACGAGCAGGGCAACCGGACGACCCCGUCAUAUGUUGCCUUCACGGAGACGGAGCGCCUCAUCGGAGACGCCGCGAAGAACCAGGUAGCGCUGAACCCCGAGAAUACUGUCUUUGACGCGAAACGUCUCAUUGGACGUAAGUUCUCUGAUCCUACCGUGCAGGAGGAUAUGAAGCACUGGCCAUUCAAGGUCGUUCAAGGCCCGGGUGACAAGCCGCUCAUCCAGGUUGUCGCACAUGGCGACGUGAAACGGUUCUCCCCGGAGGAGAUCAGUGCCAUGGUGUUGACGAAAAUGAAGGAUAUUGCGGAGUCAUACCUGGGAACGAAGGUUACUGAUGCUGUUAUCACAGUGCCGGCAUAUUUCAAUGAUUCCCAGCGCCAGGCGACAAAGGAUGCUGGUACGAUCGCCGGUCUGAACGUCCUUCGCAUCAUCAACGAGCCGACGGCAGCCGCAAUCGCGUAUGGUAUUGAUAAGAAGACGAGUGAUAACAAGGAGCGCAAUGUGCUGAUUUACGACCUUGGUGGUGGAACAUUCGAUGUGAGCUUGCUGAGCGUCGAUUCGGGCAUCUUCGAGGUGCGCGCAGUCUCUGGCAAUUCUCAUCUGGGUGGCGAGGACUUUGAUUCGCGAAUGGUGGAUUAUUUCGUGAAGGAGUUCAAGCGCAAGUACAAGGAAGACAUUACUGGGAACAAUCGAGCCAUGCGGCGAUUGCGGACGGCGUGCGAACGGGCGAAACGGACGCUGUCGUCGGCGACGCAAGCGACGAUUGAGAUAGAUUCCCUUUACAACGGCAUUGACUUUUACAGCUCAAUCACUCGAGCCAAGUUCGAGGAGCUCUGCGGAGAUUUGUUCCGCAGCACCCUCGAUCCUGUUGAGAGGGUCCUGAAGGACGCGAAUUUGUCGAAGAGCCAAGUUGACGACGUCGUUCUCGUCGGCGGCUCGACACGCAUUCCAAAGAUUCAGCAACUUCUUAGCCAGUUCUUCAAUGGCAAGGAGCUCUGCAAGUCAAUCAAUCCGGAUGAGGCGGUGGCGUACGGAGCAGCCGUCCAGGCUGCAAUCUUGUCGGGCCAUGAGUCUGAAACGACCAAGGACAUUCUGUUGCUCGACGUGACGCCUCUCUCGCUCGGUAUUGAGACCGCCGGAGGUGUCAUGACUGUUUUGAUUCCGCGGAACAGCACAAUCCCGACAAAGAAGAGCCAGAUCUUCACAACCUAUGCCGACAAUCAGCCUGCUGUCACGAUUCAAGUUUAUGAAGGCGAGCGCGCUAUGACCAAGGACAACCACCUGUUGGGACAGUUCACCUUGACAGGUAUUCCGCCGGCACCACGGGGUGUGCCUCAGAUUGAGGUCACAUUUGACCUCGAUGCGAACGGCAUCCUGAAUGUUACAGCAGUUGACAAGACUACCGGUAAGAGUGAACGGAUUGCGAUUAAGAAUGAAAAGGGUCGGCUGAGCGAGGCGGAGGUUGAGCGCAUGGUGAAGGAGGCAGAGGCCAUGAAGGCGAAGGAUGAAGAAGUCCGACGCACGGUCGAGGCGCGCAACUCGCUCGAGCAGCUGGCCUAUUCGGCGAAGCGCACCGUGGAAGAGGAACAGGUAGCUCAGAGCCUCAGCGCCGGCGACAAGCAGAAGAUUCUUGACAAGACCAAAGAAGUGCUGGAAUGGCUCGAAGAAAACGGCGCCACUGCUUCGCUCGAUCAGAUCAAGAACAUGCAGAAAGAGCUGGAAAGCGUUACCAUGCCCAUCUUCACUCGCAUGUACCAGCAAGCUGGCGGCGCUGCAGAUGGCAUGCCAGGUGCCGGUGGUAUGCCUGGAGCUGGCGGCAUGCCUGGAGCUGGCGGCAUGCCUGGUGCUGGCGGCGCUGGCACUGGCAGCGGCCCAACUGUCGAAGAAGUCGACUAG